Penicillium macrosclerotiorum is the source of this 687-nucleotide messenger RNA. Its product is annotated as HPP family protein. The transcript is spliced from 2 exons. Bases 1 to 687 code for a protein of 228 amino acids. The record is from RefSeq and is a predicted model, not a curated record. Lineage: Eukaryota; Fungi; Ascomycota; Eurotiomycetes; Eurotiales; Aspergillaceae.
AUGCCGCCUUCGCGUCUUUCUCGCCUCCCGCGGUGGAUCAGCCACUGGCUAGGCUAUCGUGGCGAGGCUCCAAAGCCACUCCCAACGUGGCAGGUAGCCGCAUGGUCCUUCAUUACAGCGUUUUGUGGCCUCUCAGUGGUCCAGGCAAUCUUUAACUAUUCAUCUUACUUUACUACACGCCAUGUGCCGGGCAUCAUCGCUUCAUACGGAGCGUCUGCAGUUCUAUGUUUCGGAGCAAUUGAAAGCCCGCUCGCCCAACCUCGCGCUUUGAUAUUCGGGCAUUUCUUCAGCGCGUUGGUUGGUAUAUGUGUGACGAAGCUAUUCAGUCUGAUGCCUGAUCAGGCUCGAUUUGAAUCGCUACGCUGGCUGGCAGCCUCACUAUCGACUGCUAUCGCCAUCGUGGUCAUGCAACUUACCGGGACUACGCACCCCCCAGCUGGAGCGACCGCUUUGCUACCAGCUACAAAUGAUGAAGUCUGGGAGCUUUCGUGGUACUACCUCCCCGUAGUUCUGCUUUCAUCCACGAUGCUUGUGUGCUGUGCUCUGCUUCUGAAUAAUGUCAGUCGACGAUACCCAGUUUUUUGGAUUGCGCCUCCUGUGCCACCCAAGCUAGCACCUGAACCCGCCCCCACCGCGCCUCUCACGGCGGAGACGUCGUCAGAGAAGCUACCGAAAGAUUCGGUAUAA